Messenger RNA from Macroventuria anomochaeta, 1090 nucleotides. RefSeq lists its product as uncharacterized. NCBI's taxonomy places the organism in Eukaryota, Fungi, Ascomycota, Dothideomycetes, Pleosporales, Didymellaceae. Bases 374 to 952 code for a protein of 192 amino acids. The transcript has a single exon. The record is from RefSeq and is a predicted model, not a curated record.
GCUACAUCUCCCAUCAUUGGAGACCUCUGCUUUGACGGUCAAUGAUGUUUCCCCUCUGGCUCCUUGCGCCUACACCUGUACCCAUGGUUCGCGAUACUGUAGCCUCAUACUUCUUUCUUGGAUCAAGAGAGCAGGAAGAUGCGAUGUCCACCGUCAUAUUCUCACCCCCCACGUCUACCUUGGCUGGAAACGCUCAUCACAACAAUCUCAUCCUUGCUGCCGUCCCACUAGUACAUGUCAAUCAGACAGCAGAGGACAAAGUGGCAUCCGGUACCUCCGUCACAUAUAGACCCAAGUACAAGGCCCAUCGGACCAGAAAUCGUAUCCUGAAUAUCGCCGAAAUGAUGCCCUCGAGCAAACUCCCUCCUUCCCAAUGCCCGCUGGCACGGCUCAGACAGUAUCAUAUCUCAUUUGCACCAUCAGUGAGUCCUGCAAGACCGAGUGCUCUCUACCUCUGUCGAUUGCAUGUUCGCCCAUCGUUGGGCUUGCAGCUGUAGUCAGCCGCCAGCUGUUGUCAUCUUCCAGGUGUCGCCGGCGUGCAGUUGUCGGAGACUUGCAGCGGUCCGGAACGAAGCAUAGCAGGAGCCAUGUGCAAAGACACAGCGCCCACAUGAACCACGUCGACUACCGCCGCGCACCUCCACCAAACCUGCACAGCUAUCCCUUCAAUCCUCUCCCACUUCCUCUCUGCGCUCCCUCUCCUCGCUGCGCUCCCUCUCCUCGCCCCGCACUACCAACCGCACAGUCUCCCUCCUCUCACCCUCAACUCCUGCCUAUCCUCAGUUACCGCUUCCUUCACUCAUACGAUCCGCCGCGUCUAGUAGCUGCUGACAAGUCAUCUCUUCCUUCAGCGGACUUCUCGAGCAGCGUUAGUGGUGCGGCGACAUGGAGGAUGCGGCGGCGGAUGAGUAGAGUGCUGAGGCGUGGUCGGGAUCUGGUUGUGGAGACAUGAUGGUAUGAUGGUUGGGAGCGCAUGGGUUGCGGCGUGCUGGGGAGUUAUGGAGUUGGAAUGGUUGGUGUUGCGUGUUUGGUUUGCCGCACAUUUGGCGAAUAAAGCAGGUAGCUCUUAGACAUUCUCUUAGACAUUCUC